UAAAGGCACAUGGUGCGAUUUUAACCUAACAUAUGGGACACAUUGAAUUUAUUUGUAUCAUAUUUGUUACAUAUUGUGUUAUUUGUUAACGAAUUUUGAUUAAUUAAAUUUACAAUUACGUACUAUUUCUGACACGAUGGCUAAAACACAUACCACUAACAAAGCCCCGCGAAAGCAGGGCUUUAAGCGUUCAGGACACAGUAUGAAUCCUGAACGUUCUACAGAAGGAUUGAAAGGAGUUGGUAAGGUACGGACGAAAGCAACUAUUCAAAGAUUGCAGAUGUAUCGCAAUCAGAAACCAAAACGCAAUCGUUCUGGGAAGAUUAUUAGCCCCGCGCCGUUUCAAGGCUGGAACACCUCUGGAACCAUGUCGCGUGUGGAGCCGUCCCAAAGGUGGUUUGGUAACUCGAGAGUUAUCUCGCAGAAUGCUCUGCAAAAGUUUCAGAAUGAAUUAGGAACCGCUAUAAAGGAUCCCUAUAAAGUCGUCAUGAAACCCACUCAAUUGCCUAUCACCUUACUUCAGCAGAAGGCGGCGAACGCACGAGUACACCUUUUGGAUACAGAGAGUUUUGAAAGUGUUUUUGGCCCGAAGAAAGUUAGAAAGAGGCCGAAUUUGCCGGUAACAUCGUAUGACGAAUUGAAGAACUUGGCCGAGAAUAAGGAAGAUACUUAUAACAAGGAGAAAGAUUCCAAAGAUUACGAUCUUGUUCGUGAGGACACUGGCGUGAAGGACGCACAGAGAGACUGGAUCAUGGCGGCCGGACAAAGUAAAAGGAUAUGGAACGAGCUAUACAAAGUCAUUGACUCCUCCGACGUUAUCCUGCAGAUAUUGGAUGCCAGGGAUCCGAUGGGGACUAGAUCUCCGCCUGUGGAGAAAUAUCUGAAAACCGAGAAGCCUUACAAACACCUGAUAUUCAUCCUGAAUAAAGUAGAUCUGGUGCCGACGUGGAUCACGCAAAGGUGGGUGGCGAUUCUGAGCAAAGAAUAUCCAACGGUCGCCUUUCACGCUUCCUUAACGCAUCCCUUCGGCAAAGGUUCCUUGAUAAAUCUGUUGAGGCAAUUUGCGAAAUUGCACGUUGACAAGAAGCAGAUCAGCGUUGGUUUCAUAGGGUAUCCCAAUACAGGAAAGAGUUCCAUCAUAAAUACCCUGCGUUCCAAGAAGGUCUGCAAAGUGGCGCCUAUAGCUGGAGAAACUAAAGUAUGGCAGUACAUAACUCUCAUGCGCCGUAUCUAUUUGAUAGAUUGUCCCGGCGUCGUUUAUCCGUCGACGGAAACCGACACGGAAAAGGUAUUGAAGGGAGUCGUUAGAGUGGAGCUCGUUCAGGACCCGGAAGAUUACAUCGCCUCUGUCCUAGAAAGAGUGAAGCCCGAAUACAUUCGUAAGACGUACAAGAUAGACGUAUGGCUAGAUCAUAUUGAUUUCUUGGAAAAAUUGGCGCGUCGAAGCGGCAAGCUUUUAAAGAAAGGAGAGCCUGACAUUACGAUCGUCGCACGUAUGGUGCUCAACGAUUGGCAACGCGGUAAACUACCUUUUUACGUCCCACCUGUGGGCUUCGAGGAACCGUUAUCAAGUCAAACAGCUAAUACGAGUGAAACAGUUACCACGCAAGAUAAUACGUUAACAAUCACCAAUAAUGACAAGACUCAAGAGACCGAUAAGCUACCUUCAAAAGAGAUAACAAAGAGCCAACUGGCAGUGACACAAGAUUUUAGAAAAAUACGCGUUGGAUUGCCUUAUUCCGGUGACGAUAUUAAGAAUCUAGAGCAGAAUAAAUCCUUCACUGAAAGUAUCGCAGAGGAUGAUAGUAGGGUGGAAAGCGAGUCGGAAUUGGAGGAUUCGGAAUUGGAAGAUGCGGAAAUAGAAAAUGAUUCGUGUACGGCAAGAGAUAAAUUUGACGAUUUACAAAAAACAAAGAUAAAGAAUGUCAAAGAUAAAGAAUGUUCCUCAAACAAUGAUGAUAAUGUUAUCGAAAACGAUGAUGAAAUAGAUAAAAAAGAAUCUGAUAUGGAAGAAAGCAAUGAGUAUUCAGAUUCGGAAGUGCUUUUACCUAUCGAACGAGAUAAUCUGAAACAGACUGUGUUUGACGUCGUAGAUAAUGAAUAUGAUUCUAGUGAUACUGAAAUGGUCCCUUCUAAAACAGUAUCAAGCGAUAUGCAAAGUGUCUCAUCGAUAUCUCGCAAAAAAACGAAAGAAAAAUUGACGAGCAAACAGCGAAGGGCUAUAGAACGCGCUAGUAAAAGGAAAAAGAUCGGAAGCGAUUUCUACGAAGUCACGAAUGUGAAGAAUAGGAAUAGAAACAGGAAAGUUCCGAAGGUUAAGAGAAAAUAAUAAAUUCUACAAUCAAUUACGUCGACUCCACUCAAAUAUUUGUAAAACGUAAGGAAACCUUAACAAAGUUGUAAAAUAUAUAUUUUAUAUUUAUCAAA
This is a messenger RNA of Temnothorax curvispinosus, 2427 nucleotides long. RefSeq names its product nucleolar GTP-binding protein 2 (gene Ns2). Bases 137 to 2329 code for a protein of 730 amino acids. The transcript is spliced from 2 exons. The record is from RefSeq and is a predicted model, not a curated record. Gene Ontology annotation, cellular component: nucleolus. Gene Ontology annotation, molecular function: GTP binding. NCBI's taxonomy places the organism in Eukaryota, Metazoa, Arthropoda, Insecta, Hymenoptera, Formicidae.